AUGACUCGAAGCAAGAGUCCUGUCAGCAACUCUGGUGAACUCUUUGCCAUGGCAAAAGCCCGCCGCCGCCAGAAGAGACAGGUCAAGAAAGCAGCCAAAAGGGAAGCUGAGCGCAGCAACAGCGGGAAUAUGGCCCCCCAACCCUCUCAUCAGACCAGCAUACAAUCCCAGCAAGCGCUGCUCGGACAUGGCGAUGAGCCUGAGAGUCGUACCGGCCUGGGUCUCGAGAAACGAAUCAAUGACGAGGAAGUGUUGCGAAUUCACACAGCAGCGGCCAAAACUAGCCCAAACGCCAGCACCAUCGGCGACGGUCCUUCGCAAAAGCUACCUGCAAAUGAUAACAUGUCCACACGCCCGCGUCAUUUUGACUACCAGCGAGGUCGUGAGAUGACUCAAGCAGAGUGGGUGGCGGCCGCAGCAAAGGUUUCCGGGGGCCGCAUCACGGCCAAAAAGGAGGACAUGGAGGACUGGGUCAGCCCUUCGGCCAGUGUGAGGCGUCGGCGGGGCUUCGCCAGGGACACGGAUCUGGAUACCGUCAGACGCUACGAGCACACGGACAUGAAGCUUGCUCUCGGCGAGAUGGAACGCCUGGGAGAGGGGGAUGAUGAGAGGGCGGCAGAUGUGCGGAUGGCGGGAAUGUAG
This is a messenger RNA of Letharia columbiana, 642 nucleotides long. RefSeq lists its product as uncharacterized. Lineage: Eukaryota; Fungi; Ascomycota; Lecanoromycetes; Lecanorales; Parmeliaceae. The record is from RefSeq and is a predicted model, not a curated record. The coding region runs from base 1 to 642 and encodes 213 amino acids. The transcript is spliced from 3 exons.